AUGCGGGCUGUCGCGAGGCGUUUCCACCCGCCUGCAAUCACUUAUGGAGGUUCCAUGAAGGUUCAGCCAAAUCAUCAAGGGGACAUGCAGUGGAGACUAGGAGCAAGGGAACAGUUUUCUGAACCAGCUAAGCUGUAUGGGAAAUGGACUUUCAUUAUCUUCGACGCAUGCGUCCGCAAAAAUGAUGCAGAAUCAUUCGUCGAGGCAUUGGCAAGGUACAGCUCACAGCACGGUGUGCAGAUACAAGCUCGGGACGCCGAAAUCCGUGAAACGAGCAGUGAAGUCGAGCAAAAUGUUGACUCACUAAUGAAACAUAUAAGUGGCUCCAGCAAAUUUAUUAUGUUCACUACUAAAAUGAAAUUGGAUCCGAUCCAUGGUUUGAUGAAACGCCUCGAAGCUCAAUAUGGAGUCGUAACUCAACACGUCAGCUCUCAGACCCUUACCAAGGCGAUAGGGCAGAAAGGUGCCUUCAUGGUGCUUGGGAAUCUAUGCUUGAAAAUGAAUCUGAAGCUUGGAGGCAUCAAUCAUUGCCUGAAAAUAUGUGAUCAUUUCACCUCAGCUAAUCCCAGCUUCAGAAAUGUGUAA
Messenger RNA from Cooperia oncophora, 585 nucleotides. The record is from the annotation of a GenBank genome assembly. Lineage: Eukaryota; Metazoa; Nematoda; Chromadorea; Rhabditida; Trichostrongylidae.